ACUGGGAGUUAAUGAGCUACAUGCUGUGACAUUGUAAGUGUGACUAAAGUGAAUAUUCCCAGAGAAUGAAGCAUGACUUGCUGGACUUGGAUUUGUCAUUACAAAGUCAGUCUUUUAGCAACGUCUAUCAAUUAAUCUGCUGUUUCUUUUAUAUAGAAUCAUUUGAUCUCUAAAGUAGUAAAAUCACUGCCUAUCACAGUUCGUCUUCAAAUGUCUUUCUUUUGUACAAUAAACAGUUGAAAAAGAAUGUCACAAAAGGUAUUGUAUUUUUUUGGCUGAAUGGAAGUUAUCGCUAUAUUCACGUGUUUUACAGAGGACUGACCUAGAGCUUCAUCACACGGUGCAACGACAACCACAAGAAGCUCGAUAUCAACAAAACCAAUGAGUCUGGAAGAGGAAGUGAAGAAGGUGAGACUGUAGGACUGUGUAGACAUUUGUGUAAAUUUUGUCCCACAAACAGUGUAGUUUGAGUUCUCAUAUAUUUGCAGGUGAGUAUUUGGCACAUACUUCAUUAGCAUCGCACUGUAUGUGAAAAGACCUAAAGGCUGUCUUUAGCUAUCACACUCAGGGCCAAAAACGUGUCUUGUGACCUUGACCUUUGACCUUUGGCUGCUAAUUUCUAAUCAGUUUAUCUUUGAGUGCAAGUGAAUGUUUGUGCCAAAUUUGAAGAAAUUCCCUCGAGGUGUUACGGAGAUAUCACGCUCAUGAGAAUGGGACGGACGGACUUGUAAACAUUAUGAUUUUGGCCACGACUGUCGCUGUCAUGGAGGCAUGAGGAAGCAGUAAACCGUCACAUUAUCCUCAUACGAGCUGAAAGCACAAAAUGUUGCUUUAAAAAACAACUAAAAAAGUUAAUUUAUCAUCAAAACAGUUGCUGAUUAAUUCUCUAUCGAUCUACUAAGCGAUCAGUCGGCUGCAAAAACAAACUUUGCGGCUGUGACUCUAACAUUUUCUACUUUAUUUUCACUUCCCUCAGUUUCUCUCUCAUACUUUUCCAGCUGAAACCUCCAUCAUCUUGCCUCCCUGUUCACAAUGAGGGGUUUUAAACUAAGUGUACACAGCGUCAAAUUGAGUUAUGGCUGCAUGUCAAUAAACUGUUUCACCCCCCCACACCCCUCACCGCCACCCCUCCUCCCGUCACUGCUGGAGCCAGAAGCUGACAUCGUGAUUGUCCUUGUCCGAUUAGGCCGAUCAAUGCAACUGAACAGAGAGAGGAGAGAGGAAGAGGAGGAGGAGAAGGAGGAGAAGGAGGAGAAGGAGAACUGAGGGAUGUGUCUGUGUGUGUUGAAGAGGGAGAGGAAGGCGGGGGGGUGGGCAGCUCCUCCCAUAAUUAAGUUAGUGUGCUGCGCUGGAGGUCCAUGUUUACGGGGCAGGCGAGGGAGUUUCCUUCACUCAGUGGACAAUCUGAGCGCGGAGAAGGCAGCAGCGAGCUCUCACUCUCUUCUCUGGUUUAUACCGCUGCGACUGGCUGACCCACACACACAGGCUGAUCCAGGACAAGACGGAGGGGGAAGCAGCAGCAGCAGCACCUGCCUAGCCCUCCACCACCACCACCACCACCGUCCCUCCCUCCGUCUCCCCUGCCUGCCUGGGCCAGGACUUCGUUUCAGCCGCUGUCGCCACCGCUGCCAUCAUGUGCGACUGUUUCCACCUGGCCUUCCCCAACUGGCACGCCGCCUCCUCAGGGACGGGAGCUGGUCGGAGGCUGAGAGGACCAGAGCCUGGCACAGAGGACGAUUCAAUAUGUGACGAGCCAACUCAGUUCACAGAGGGAGAGAGACCACGCCCUCAAGGAUCGUCCCCGGUCGAGGAGUAUCCUGAAACUGAAAAAUACAGUGACAGUGACAAAGAGUGUGAAGCAGAGCAUGACCCACACCACAAAAGUGGGAGUGGAAAGAAAACUAAAAAGUCUGGGCUUGGGUCCAUGUUUGAAAAGCGCUCGACUCCAAAGAUGAGUAAACUGAAGGAGGUUCACAGCCCUGAGUCUGGGGUGAUAGUUAAAACAGCCAAAGAUGGAUGUGCAGAGGGUCUCAUUUAUGGUGGAGGAGGGAAAGAGGGGAUCUUCAUUAAGGAGGUGGUACCAGAAUCACCUGCCUCAAAAAAUCUGAAACUGAAAGAAGGUGAUCAGGUUUUGAGUGCCACUGUGUAUUUUGACAACGUGUCAUACGAGGAUGCCAUUCAGAUUCUGGAGCACGCUCAGGCUUACAAAGUGAAGCUCUGCUUGAAACGCAAACCAGACAUGACAGAGAGCGAACCAGCCAUCGAAUCUGAUGUUAUCCCUGAAGAAGACCUUUACGCUCCAGACAUGAGGGAGCAAGGAAAAACCAAAAGGCGUGGGGAUGCCCGCAUUUCAUGGCCUAAGUUUCCUUCCUUUGGAAAGGGAAAGAAGUCCCGCUUUACCAGGUCUCACAGCUCCUCAGAGGCUGAUGAGCAGAGAAAACUGGAGCUUAGUCCCACCACAAGUGACACAGAGUCACCUAUAAAAUCUCAGGAUGCUCUCAAAGGCAAGAAGAGGCACAAAAUGAAGCUUUCUGUUCUGACAAAGAGAGGCCGUAUAAGUUCAUCUGAAGACCAGGACACGGACGCACCUACAACUGGGCAGAUGAGUACUGACAUUUACCAGACAGCAUCAGACAUGCUUUCACCUGAGUGCCUUGAAAGCCUCUCAGGAGAAGCACCUGAAGUCUAUGUGACGGAGGAUCUGAAAGCAGCGGAAGACUUGAGACAUGAGCAAAAUGAUCAAAAACUGACUGAACCUCAAACUAUACACAAGGUGGAACUCAUCAGUAUAGACAGCACUUUGAAAACAGCAGAUGUAACAGUGGCUCUGGCAGAUAAAGAAAGCCCCUCUGGUAUCAAGUCCCCCGAUGAGAAGAAAAAGAAGAAAGAAAGGUCUGAAUUAAAAAUGAAAAUUCUGGGGAAGGAUAAAUCACUCAAGAAAGAUGCAAAAGCAAAAGCCUCGCCAAAAAGACUAAAAACACUGGGGGCAAGUAUUGAAAUAGCAGAUCAACCUGAAAAUGAAAAAUCAGAUGUCAUCCCAGGUUUUGAGUCACACACAGAACAACAGGGAGGUCAACUACCAACACAGAAGAAAAUUAGCGUACCAGAAGUGGAGCUUGAUAUUUCUGAUGCCACAUUUAUAUGCAAAUCUCCACAGAAAGGUGAAGAAAAAACCAAGAAAGGCAAGGACAAAACAUUCAAACUGCCUAAAGUAGGCUUGAGUGACAUUGCAACUGAGGAAACUAUACAAAAAAUCAAUGUAAAUGUUGAAGAAAAAACUAAAAUUGAGCAGCUGAAAAGUGUGGGUACAGAAGUGAAAGAAGAUCCUUAUGACAGACUGUCAAAAAGCAGUCUUUCCAGAACACAACUUCCCAAACGUGAAGACAUUGAGAUUCCAGGCAUGGAGGACAUGUCUAAAAGGGCCACAGCCAAAGGAAUUAAAGAGCCUAAAGUGGCUAUAACAGGACACCAUGAAGACAUUCAAGCUGAAACAGUUCAAAUGUCAAUUGAUGUUGACAGUGUGAAAGAGGCAGUUUCGAAAUUGCCUGGAUUUAAGCUGCCUAAGGUUGACACAUCUGGAGUGCCUAUUCCUGAGGAAAUUACUGUGAUUGAUGCAAAUGCACAAAGAAUAUCAGUGAAAACACCCACUAAAGUUGUAGAUGGCAAAACAAAACAUGAGACACACUUCACUAAGUUUGACAUAAGCUCUCCAGAAAUCUCCAAGACCACAGUCAAACUACCAAAGAUCACAGCUGCUGAUUUAACCUCAGAGGACCUUAUAACUGAGACCAAGAUAGAUUUUAAAAAGUCUGAAAAAGAACACAAAACUAAGCCAAAACAAAGUGACACUGAGAUGAAAACUGAGGUCUAUAAACGAGAAGAUAUCAUAAUACCUGGCAAAGAAAGUGCACAAGAAGUAGCCAUUCUUCAGGCACUAGAAACUGAGAAAACACAAGGCACAGAGGGCAUCACAUUUGCUGCUACAUUCAGCCAAAAAGAAUCAGAUAAGAAAUCAAAGAAGACGAUGGCAAUGCCUAGCUUUGGGAUUGCAAAACCAGACAUAAGAAUGCCUGACAUUGGAAUUGACUUGCCAAAACAAAAUAUCUCUGAGCAGAAAGGUGGUACAAUUAAAGGAGAAAGAACUGUAUUGCUCCAAGAAGUAAAAACAACAACUGAAACAAGGAAAGGUAUAUCUGAUGUCAAAAUACCUGAAAUCGAUAGCAUUGAAUACAUUGAUUCAGUAGGUGGUUCACCAGCUAAAAAAGAUGGUGGCAUUAGGCUUACAGGUGUCAGUGUUAAUCUUGAUGUUUCAAAGCCACAGGCUGACAUCUCCUUUCCCGGGAUCAGAGGUGAAGUAAAAGAUGUUGGAGCUGAGGAGCAUACAAUCACACUGGCCAAAUCUGGAGGAGUUAGUCCAGACAUCAGCGUAAAUGUGCCUCAUACAGAUAAGGAUAUAAACAUUGAUGGGGCAGAGAUAAAAAUGCUUGAAAAACAGGGAAAGGGUAGCAAGUUCAAAAUGCCAAAUCUUGACAUCUCCAUGCCAAAGGUGAAAGGCCCUAAAAUUGAUUUAAGCCUUUCAAAGAAAGAUGUAGAUGUGACACCACCAGAGGUGAAAGCUGAUGUUAAACUCCCUGAAGCCCCUGAGACUGACAUUACUCUUGGAAAAGUAGAUGUUUCUGUUCCAGUGCAAAAGAUAGAGGUUGAAAAACCUGAACUGGAAAUCAAACCUCUGCAGAUUGAAGGUGAACUUGAUGGACAAGGAAGCAAGUUAAAAAUGCCAAAGUUUGGUGUCAAAAUGCCAAAAAUAAAAGGCCCUGAAUUUGAUUUGAGCUUGUCCAGGAAGGACGUAGAUGUCACACUACCUGAGGCUAAAGCUGAAGUCAAACUCCCACAGGCUCCUGAUGUGGAUGUUGCCCUUGGAAAGGAAGAUGUUUCUGUUCCAGAGCAAAAGAUAGCAGUUGAAAAACCAGAACUGGGAAUAAAACCUCUCGAGACUGAAGGUGAGCUUGAUGGACAAGGAAGCAAGUUCAAAAGGCCAAAGUUUGGUAUCAAAAUGCCAGGAAUAAAAGGGCCUGAAUUUGAUUUAAGUUUGUCUAAGAAAGAUGUAGCUGUCACACUCCCAGAAGCUAAAGCUGGGGUAAAACUCCCAGAUGCCCCUGACUUGGAUGGUACUCUUGGGGACGUAGAUGUUUCUAUUCCAGAGCAAAAGAUAGAGGUCGAAAAACCAGAACUGGAAAUGAAACCUCUGCAUACUGACGUUGAACUUGAUGGACAAGGAAGCAAAUUCAAGAUUCCAAAGUUGGGAAUUAAAAUGCCAAAGUUAAAGGGCCUGAAUUUGAUGUACUGGUCCAAGAAGGAUAUAGAUGUCACACUACCAGAGGCUAAAGCUGUGGUCAAACUCCCAGAUGCCCCUGAGGCUGAUGUUACUCUUGUAAGAAUAGAUGCUUCUGUUCCAGAGCAAAAGGUGGAAGUUGAAAAAUCAGAUUUGGAUAUCAAAACUCUGCAGACUGAAAUUGAAGUUGAUGGACAAGGAAGCAAGUUCAAGAUGCCAAAGUUUGGAAUUAAAAUGCCAAAACUAAAAGGGCCUGAAUUUGAUUUAAGCUUAUCAAAGAAAGAUGCAGAUAUUACACUACCAGAAGCUAAAGUUGAGGUAAAACUCCCAGAAGCCCCUGAGGUUGAUGUUACUGUUGGAAGCGUAAAUGUUUCUAUUCCAGAGAAAAAGGUGGAAAUUGAAAAACCAGAUUUGAUUAUAAAAACUCAGCAGACUGAAGUUGAACUUGAAGGACAAGGAAGCAAGUUUAAAAUGCCUAAGUUGGGAAUCACAAUGCCAAAAGUAAAAGGGCCUGAAAGUGACUUCAACUUAUCAAAGAAAGAUGUAGAUGUGACACUACCAGAAGCCAAAGUGGACAUCAAACUUCCUGAUGUUGGACUUAAACAUCCCUCUGCUGAAAUGGAAAUUAAGCCUCCUGGGAUUAAAGGUGCUGAAAAGGAUGCAGAAGGAUCACCAUCAAAAUUUAAAAUGCCAACUUUCAAACUACCCAAAUUUGGAGCUACUCCAACUGUCAGUGCUGAAGUAUCUAGCAAAACCAAAGAUAUUCAAAUUCCUGAAACACAGCUGAAGUCACCUGAGGGCAUUGCAGUUGACAUUGUAGCACCCAGCAUUGAUAUUGAGGGCCCAUCCCUUGAUAUGGAAACGACAGCAGCUGAACUUGAUGGAAAAGGAAGCAAGUUCAAAAUGCCAAAAUUUGGAAUAUCACUGCCAAAAGUAAGAGGCCCUGAGAUCGAUUUGAGCUUACAAAAGAAAGACACAGAUGUCACACUACCAGAAGCUAAAGCUGGGGUCAAACUCCCAGAUGCCCCUGAGGUUGAUCUUGGGAAGGUAGAUGUUUCUAUUCCAGAGGGAAAGAUGGAGGUCAAAAAACCUGAGUUGGAAAUCAAACCUUUGCAGGCUGAGGCUGAACUUGAUGGACAAGGAAGCAAAUUUGAAAUGCCAAAGUUUGCUAUCAAAAUGCCAAAAAUAAAAGGUCCUGAAUUUGAUUUAGGCUUGUCCAGGAAAGACACAGAUGUCACAUUACCAGAGGCUAAAGCUGAGGUCAAACUCCCAGAUGUCCCUGAGGUUGGCGUUGCUCUAGGAAAAGUAGAUGUUUCUGUCCCAGAGCAAAAGAUAGAAGUCAAAAAACCUGAGUUGGAAAUCAAACCUCUGCAAACUGAAGUUGAAGUUGAUGGACAAGGAAGCAAAUUCAAGAUGCCAAAGUUUGGAAUUAAAAUGCCAAAGUUAAAGGGACCUGAAUUUGAUUUAAGCUUAUCAAAGAAAGACAUAGAUGUCACACUACCAGAGGCUAAAGCUGAGGUCAAACUCCCAGAUGUCCCUGAGGUUGGCGUUGCUCUAGGGAAAGUAGAUAUUCCUAUUCCAGAGCAAAAGAUAGAGGUCAAAAAACCUGAGGUGGAAUUCAAACCUCUGCAAACUGAAGUUGAAGUUGAUGGACAAGGAAGCAAAUUCAAGAUGCCAAAGUUUGGAAUUAAAAUGCCAAAGUUAAAGGGACCUGAAUUUGAUUUAAGCUUAUCAAAGAAAGACAUAGAUGUCACACUACCAGAAGCCAAAGGUGAAGUCAAACUCCCAGAGGCCCCUGAGGUUGAUGUUACUCUUGGAAGCGUCAGUGUUUCUAUUCCAGAGAAAAAGAUGGGACUAGAAAAACCUGAGGUGGAAUUCAAACCUCCGCAGACCGAAAGUGACCUUGAUGGACAAGGAAGGAAGUUCGAAAUGCCAAAAUUUGGAAUUUCAAUGCCAAAAGUAAAAGGGCCUGAAAUUGACUUCAGCUUAUCAAAGAAAGAUGUAGAUGUCACACUACCAGAAGCUAAAGGUGAAGUCAAACUCCCUGAUAUUGAAGUAAAACCUCCCUCUGCUAAAGUGGAAAUUAAAGCUCCUGAGAUUAAAGGUACUGAAAAGGAGGCAGAAGGAUCAUCAUCAAAAUUUAAAAUGCCAACUUUCAAACUACCCAAAUUUGGAGCUGCUACUCCAAAUGUCAGUGUUGAAGUAUCUAGCAAAGCCAAAGAUAUUCAAAUCCCUGAAACACAACUGAAGUCACCUGAAAUUGUUGACACUGCAGACAUUACAGCACCCAACAUUGAUAUUGAGGACCCAUCCCUUGAUGUGAAAAUGACAGCAGCUGAACUUGAUGGAAAAGGAGGCAAGUUCAAAAUGCCAAAAUUUGGAAUAUCAAUGCCAAAAGUAAAAGGUCCUGAAAUUGAUUUGAGCUUAUCAAAGAAAGAUGUAGAUGUCACAUUGCCUGAAGCUGAAGCAGAUGUCAAACUCCCUGAUGUUGAAUAUACAGAACCUGGUAUUAAGGUAGAAGUCAAAGCUCCAGAGAUUGCAGUUCACCAACAGGAUGUUGAAGGAUCACCAUCAAAAUUUAAGAUGCCAGCAUUUAAACUACCAAAAUUUGGAAUUGGUACUCCAAAAGUCUCUGUAGAAGUACCUGAUAUGGACAAAGAUGUCAGUCUUGGAAAAGCAGAUGUUUCUAUUCCAGAGGAAAAAUUGGAAGUUAAAAAGCCUGAAUUAGACACAAAACCUCUGCAAAGUGAAGUUGAACUUGAUGGGCAAGGCAGCAAGUUUAAAAUGCCAAAGUUGGGAAUGUCAAUGCCACAUGUAAAAGGACCUGAAAUUCAUUUUGGCCUAUCAAAGAAAGAGGGAGACAUUGAUGUCACACUACCAGAAGCCAAAGCUGAAGUAGAAGUCCCAAAAGUUGAACUAAAAGAACCCGCUGCUGAAGUGGAAGUUAUAGCUCCUGACAUAAAAGUUGCAGCAAAAGGUACAGAAGGUUCCCCAUCAAAAUUUAAGAUGCCGACAUUCAAACUACCAAAAUUUGGAGUUCGUACUCCAAGCGUCUCUGUAGAGGUACCCAAUAAGGACAAAGAUGUCAAAAUCGAUGGAGCUGACAUUGAAAUCCCUGAGGAGGAAUCUGCUAUUAGCAUUGCAGCACCCAGCAUUGACAUUGAGGGUCCUUCAAUAGAUUUGAAAACCACAGGAACUGAACAGGAUGGAAAAGGGGGCAAGUUUAAAAUGCCAUAUCUUGGAUUCUCUAUGCCAAAGGCGAAAGGACCUAAGGUUGAUUUAAGCUUAUCAAAGAAAGAUGUAGAUAUCACACUACCAGAGGCUACAGCUGAGGUCCAACUUCCAGAGGUCGAUCUUGGUGAAGUAGAUGUGUCCAUUCCAGAGGCUAAGAUGGAAGUUCCAAAGGCUAAAGCUGAAGUCAAACUUCCGGAAGCCCCUAAAAUAGCUGUGGAGAUGAAACCACCAGAGUGUGAGGCAGAAAUUGAUGGACACGACGGGAAGUUUAAAAUACCAAAGUUUGGAAUCAAAAUGCCAAAAGUAAAAGGGCCUGAAUUUGAUUUAAGCUUAUCAAAGAAGGAUGUAGAUGUCACACUUCCAGAGGUUAAAGCUGAAGUCAAACUCCCAGAUGCUCCUAAGGUUGAUGUUAAUCUUGGAAAAGUAGAUGUUUCGAUUCCAGAAGCAAAGAUGGAAGUUGGAAAGCCUGAGCUAGAAAUUAAACCUCUACAGACUGAAGUUGAACUUGAAGGUCAAGGAAGCAAGUUCAAAAUGCCAAAGUUUGGAAUGUCAAUGCCAAAGGUAAAAGGACCUGAAUUUCAUCUAGGCACAUCAAAGAAAGAUGUGGAUGUCACACUACCAGAAGCCCAAGCAGACAUAAACCUCCCUGAUGUUGAACUAAAAGAACCUUCUGCUAAAGCAGAAAUCAAAGCUCCUAAGAUUGAAGUUGCAGCUAAAGAUGCUGAGGGAUCACCUUCAAAAUUUAAAAUGCCAAGUCUGAAUUUCUCUAAGCCUAAAGUCAAAGGGCCUGAUAUAGAUUUAAGCUUAUCAAAGAAAGAGACAGAUAUCACAUUACCAGACACUAAAGCUGAGGUCAAACUCCCAGAAGUCAGUCUUGGAAAAGCAGAGGUGAUGAUACCAGAGGCAAAAGUGGAAGUUAAAAAACCUGAAGUGCAAAUCAAACCUUUGCAGACUGACAUUGAACUUGAUGGACAAGGAAGCAAGUUCAAAAUGCCAAAAUUUGGAAUUUCAAUGCCAAAAGUAAAAGGGCCUGAAAUUGAUUUAAGCUUAUCAAAGAAAGACGUAGAUGUGACACUUCCAGAGACCAAAGCUGACCUGAAACUCCCUGAUGUUGAACUUAAAGACCCUUCUGCUAAAGUGGAAGUUAAAGCUCCUGAAAUUGAAGCUCAGUUAGGUAAAGUGGACGGAUCACCAUCAAAAUUUAAACUGCCAACAUUCAAAUUACCUAAAUUCGGAGCUGCCACACCAAAGGUCAUUGCAGAGGUGCCUGAUGUGGACAAAGACAUAAAACUUGAUGGAGCCGGGUUGAAGAUACCUCAAGACAACAUUACAGUUGAUACUGCAACACAAAACAUUGAUGUUGAGGGUCCAUCACUUGAUGUGAAAAUGACAGGACCUGAAGGUGAGGGAAAAGGAGGCAAGUUUAAAAUGCCAAAGUUUGGAAUAUCAUUGCCAAAAGUACAAGGGCCUGAAAUAGAUUUAAGCUUAUCAAAGAAGGAUGCAGAUUUCAAAUUACCAGAGGCUAAGGCUGAGGUUAAAGUCCCAGAGGCCCCUGAAAUUGAUGUUGAUCUUGGAAAAGUAGAUGUUUCAAUUCCUGAAGCAAAGAUGGAAGUUAAACCACCUGAACUUGAGGUUAAACCCAUGGAGUCUGAAGGUGAAAUUGAUGGACAAGGAAGCAAGUUCAAAAUGCCAAAGUUUGGCAUUUCAAUGCCAAAAGUAAAAGGACCUGAAAUUGAUUUCAGCCUAUCAAAGAAAGAUGCAGACGUUACACUACCGGAAGCCAAAGCAGAAGUCAAUCUCCCUGAUGUUGAAAUAAAAGAACCUUCUACUAAAGUGGAAGUUAAAGCUCCCGAGGUUGAAGCUCAGUUAACCAGUGUGAAAGGAUCACCAUCAAAAUUUAAACUGCCAACAUUCAAAUUCCCCAAAUUUGGAGGUGCCACUCCAAAUGUCAGUGCUGAAGUACCUGAUGCAGACAAAGAAAUCAAAAUUGAUGGAGCUCACGUGCAUGUUUCUGUACCACAUGCAGAUGUUGAUUUACCAGAGGUUAAAGCAGAGGUCCACCUGCCAGAGGUUGAGGUCAAAGAGCCUUCAGGGAGUGUUGAAGUAGAUGCAAAACUGAAAAAGCCAAGGUUUUCACUGCCCAGGUUUUCUUUUUCAAAACCAAGUGUUAAGGCCCCAGAGGUUGAUGUCAGUCUCCAGGAUGCAAACAUUACAAUUCCAGGGGGAAAUGUAGAAGUGAAGGGAGAAGUGGAUAUGAAACUACCAGAACAUGAAAUAGAAGUUGAUGGCCAAGGAAGCAAAUUUAAAAUGCCAAAAUCUGGAAUCACAAUGCCAAACAUCACAGGGCCUGAAUUUGAUUUAAGUUUAUCAAAAAAAGAUGUAGACAUCAAUCUACCAAAGGCUAAAGCUGAAGUCAGACUCCCAGAAGCCCCUGAGGUUGAUGUUACUCUUGGAGGCGUAGACGUUUCGAUUCCAGAGCAAAAGGUGGGACUAGAAAAACCUGAGGUGGAAAUUAAACCUUUGCCAACUGAAGUUGAACUUGAAGGUCAAGGAAGCAAGUUCAAAAUGCCAAAGUUUGGAAUGUCAAUGCCAAAGGUAAAAGGACCUGAAUUUCAUCUAGGCACAUCAAAGAAAGAUGUGGAUGUCACACUACCAGAAGCCCAAGCAGACAUAAACCUCCCUGAUGUUGAACUAAAAGAACCUUCUGCUAAAGCAGAAAUCAAAGCUCCUAAGAUUGAAGUUGCAGCUAAAGAUGCUGAGGGAUCACCUUCAAAAUUUAAAAUGCCAAGUUUGAGUUUCUCUAAGCCUAAAGUCAAAGGGCCUGAUAUAGAUUUAAGCUUAUCAAAGAAAGAGACAGAUAUCAUGUUACCAGACACUAAAGCUGAGGUCAAACUCCCAGAAGUCAGUCUUGGAAAAGCAGAGGUAAUGAUACCAGAGGCAAAAGUGGAAGUUAAAAAACCUGAAGUGCAAACCAAACCUUUGCAGACUAAUGUUGAACUUGAUGGACAAGGAAGCAAAUUCAAGAUGCCGAAGUUUGGCAUCAAAAUGCCAAAAGUAAAAGGGCCUGAAUUUGAUUUAAGCUUAUCAAAGAAAGAUGUAGAUGUUACACUCCCAGAAGCUAAAGCUGAGGGGAAACUCCCAGAGGCCCCUGAGAUUGAUGCCAGUCUUGGAAACGUAGAUGUUUCUAUUCCAUCCCAUAAGAUGGAGCUCAAAAAGCCUGAAUUGGAAACCAAACCUCUGCAGACUGAAGGUGCACUUGAUGGACAAGGAAGCAAGUUUAAAAUGCCAAAGUUGGGAAUCACAAUGUCAAAAGUAAAGGGGCCUGAAAUUGACUUCAGCUUAUCAAAGAAAGAUGUAGAUGUGACAAUACCAGAAGCCAAAGCUGAAAUCAAACUCCCUGAUGUUGAAGUGAAAGAACCAUCUGCUGAAGUGGAAAUCAAACCUCCUGAGAUCAAAGUUGUGACAAAGGAUACAGAUGGAUCACCAUCAAAAUUUAAAAUGCCAACAUUCAAAUUACCAAAAUUUGGAGUUGGCACCCAGAGUGUCUCCUCAGAGGUACCUGAUAUGGACAAAAACAUUAAAAUCGAUGGAGCUGACAUUAACAUUCCUGAAGAGGUUCUUGCAGUUAGCAUUUCAGCACCCAACAUUGACACUGAAGGCCCAUCAAUAGAUAUGCAAACUAUCAGAACUGAACAUGAAGGAAAAGGAAGCAAGUUUAAACUGCCAAAUCUUGGUUUUUCUGUGCAUCAAGUCAAAGGACGUGACAUUGAUUUAAGCGUAUCAAAGAAAGAUGUAGAUGUGACAAUACCAGAAGCCAAAGCUGAUGUUCAGCUUCCUGAUGUUGAACUAAAGGAACCUUCAGCUAAAGCAGAAAUUAAAGGUCCUGAAAUUGAAGUCCAGACAAGUAAUGUUGAAGGAUCACCAUCAAAGUUUAAAAUGCCAACAUUGAAAUUACCCAAAUUUGGAGCUCCUUCUGCACAGGUCAGUGUGGAAGUACCUGAUGUGGACAAGGACAUUAAAGUGGAUGGAGCAGAUUUAAAAUUACCAGAAGUGAAAGCUGAAGUCAAACCUCCUGAUGUUGAAGGGGUAGAGGGAGACCAGAAGGUGAGAAAGACAAGCUGGACACUGCCAAGAUUUUCAUUUUCAAAGUCAAGUGUUAAGGGCCCUGAGGCUGAGCUCAACCUUGAUACCCCAAAAGUUGAUGUUACACUACCAGAGGUCAAAACAGAAAUGCAUCCUCCAGAUAUCAACAUCAAAGAAUCCUUAAGUAUUUCAGUAGAGGGGACACCUGCUACAGACCUAGAUGCCAAAUUGAAAAAGCCACGGUUUUCAUUACCCAGAUUUUCAUUUUCAAAGCAAAGUACAAAAGAGCUUGAAGCUGACGUUAGUCUCCCACAAGUUGAUGUGUCUCUUCCAGAGGGAAAUGUGGAAGUCAAACCACCUGAAGUGGAGCUUGAGCCACCAAAAGGUGACGUAGAAUUAGAUGGACAUGAAAGCAAGUUUAAAAUGCCAAAAUUUGGCAUCUCAAUGCCAAAAGUAAAAGGCCCUGAUAUUGAUUUGAGUUUAACAAAGAAAGAUGUGGAUGUUACACUCCCAGAAGCCAAAGCUGAAGUCCAGCCUCCAGAUGUUAAAAUAAAACAACCAUCUGCCAAAGUGGAAAUUAAGGGUCCUGAGAUUGAAGCUCAAUCAGGUCAUGUUGAAGGAUCACCAUCAAAAUUUAAAAUGCCAUCAUUCACCUUACCCAAAUUUGGAGCGUCUACUCCAAAGGACAGUGUGGAAGUACCUGAUGUGAACAAAGACAUUAAAAUUGACAGUGCAAAGUUGAAAGAAGGAGCUACAGUGGAUAUCACAGCACCCAACAUUGACACUGAAGGCCUAUCUGUAGAUGUGAAAGCUAAAGGAAGUGAAGUUGAGGGAACAGGAAGCAAGUUUAAAAUGCCGAAGUUUGGCAUCUCAAUGCCAAAAGUAAAAGGGCCUGAAAUUGAUCUAAGCUUAUCAAAGAAAGAUGUGGAUGUCACACUCCCAGAAGCCAAAGCUGAAGUCCAGCCUCCAGAUGUUAAAAUAAAAUCACCAACUGCAAAAGUGGAAAUUAAGGGUCCUGAAAUUGAAGCUCAAACAGGUCAUGUUGAAGGAUCACCAUCAAAAUUUAAAAUGCCAUCAUUCACCUUACCCAAAUUUGGAGCGUCUACUCCUAAGGUCAGUGUGGAAGUACCUGAUGUGGACAAAGACAUUAAAAUUGACGGUGCAAAGCUGAAUAUAUCUAAGAAGGGAGCUACAGUGGAUGUGAAAGCACCCAACAUUGACACUGAAGGCCUAUCUGUAGAUGUGAAAACUAAAGGAAGUGAAACUGAUGGAUCAGGAAGCAAGUUUAAAAUGCCAAAGUUUGGCAUCUCAAUGCCAAAAGGGCCUGAAAUUGAUCUAAGCUUAUCAAAGAAAGAUGUGGAUGUCACACUCCCAGGAGCCAAAGCUGAAGUCCAGCCUCCAGAUGUUAAAAUAAAACCACCGACUGCAAAAGUGGAAAUUAAGGGUCCUGAAAUUGAAGCUCAAACAGGUCAUGUUGAAGGAUCACCAUCAAAAUUUAAAAUGCCAUCAUUCACCUUACCCAAAUUUGGAGCAUCUACUCCAAAGGACAGUGUGGAAGUACCUGAUGUGAACAAAGACAUUAAAAUUGACGGUGCAAAGCUGAAUAUAUCUAAGGAGGGAGCUACAGUGGAUGUCAAAGCACCCAGCAUUGACACUGAAGGCCUAUCUGUAGAUGUUAAAACUAAAGGAAGUGAAACCGAUGGAUCAGGAAGCAAGUUUAAAAUGCCAAAGUUUGGCAUCUCAAUGCCAAAAGUAAAAGGGCCUGAAAUCGAUCUAAGCUUAUCAAAGAAAGAUGUGGAUGUCACACUCCCAGAAUCUAAAGCUGAAGUCCAGCCUCCAGAUGUUAAAAUAAAAUCACCGACUGCAAAAGUGGAUAUUAAGGGUCCUGAGAUUGAAGUUCAAACAGGUCAUGUUGAAGGAUCACCAUCAAAAUUUAAAAUGCCAUCAUUCACCUUACCCAAAUUUGGAGCGUCUACUCCAAAGGACAGUGUGGAAGUACCUGAUGUGAACAAAGACAUUAAAAUUGACAGUGCAAAGUUGAAAGAAGGAGCUACAGUGGAUGUCACAGCACCCAGCAUUGACACUGAAGGCCUAUCUGUAGAUGUGAAAACUAAAGGAAGUGAAAUUGAUGGAUCAGGAAGCAAGUUUAAAAUGCCAAAGUUUGGCAUCUCAAUGCCAAAAGUAAAAGGGCCUGAAACUGAUCUGAGUUUAUCAAAGAAAGAUGUGGAUGUCACAUUCCCAGAAGCCAAAGCUGAAGUCCAGCCUCCAGAUGUUAAAAUAAAAUCACCAACUGCAAAAGUGGAAAUUAAGGGUCCUGAGAUUGAAGCUCAAACAGGUCAUGUUGAAGGAUCGCCAUCAAAAUUUAAAAUGCCAUCAUUCACCUUACCCAAAUUUGGAGCAGUCUACUCCAAAGGACAGUGUGGAAGUACCUGAUGU
This is a messenger RNA of Lates calcarifer (barramundi perch), 15085 nucleotides long. RefSeq names its product neuroblast differentiation-associated protein AHNAK. Gene Ontology annotation, cellular component: nucleus; cytoplasm. Gene Ontology annotation, biological process: regulation of RNA splicing. Gene Ontology annotation, molecular function: protein binding. The record is from RefSeq and is a predicted model, not a curated record. Lineage: Eukaryota; Metazoa; Chordata; Actinopteri; Centropomidae.